Molecule: messenger RNA, 708 nt
Organism: Trichoderma virens Gv29-8
Lineage: Eukaryota; Fungi; Ascomycota; Sordariomycetes; Hypocreales; Hypocreaceae
Exons: 2
Coding region: 1-708 (235 amino acids)
Source: RefSeq, a predicted model, not a curated record
AUGGCAGCUGUCGGGAAUGCAGCCCGGCAGAUACGGGAUCGGGCACUCCGCGAAAGAUCGAUUCGCGUGCUCGUAUCGCCAACGCCAAUCUCCUUCGCCGAGCGUCGCUCAGUCCUGCAGGUGCUGGAACAAUAUGGCUCUGUCGAGUGCUUCAAGAUGACUCCCGGCUAUUACGCCAACUUUGUAUCAAUAACGAAAGAGCCUACGACCGCCCAGAGGUUGAUAGCUAGCAGCCCUCUGACAUACAAGAUCACGGAGCCUGCACGCAGCGCCGUGGAAGAUAUCUACGUUGCGGACCUAGACGAACCCGAGAGCUUCAGUACUAUGCAGCCGACAAUAACUGGGCAGCAGACGAGCGGCGCGAACUCGCGGUCUGACGGACCGGAGCAGGGACAGGAUCAGGGACGGGAAGAGGAUCUAAAGCAAGGGCAGAGAGAGUUUAAGCUGGAGAUCUUCCCUGCGCCCGAGUACAAUCAUAGAUUUGCCAUGGCUGGCUCACCGCUGCACGGCUUUUGGCACGAGGGCUACGAACAAGACCAAUCCUUCAUUGCGACGACGCUAAAGCAAUCGCUGCCCAAGAGUAUAGCUAGCGAGGGGCUUGUGCACUGGAUGGUUAGCGGCAUGAAAAUGCGCAAAGAGCGCAAAGCGAAGAGGCUGCAGAUCAAGGAAUGGCUUCCCAGCCGCAUGAAGAAGGACGCGACUGAGUAA